This is a messenger RNA of Stegastes partitus (bicolor damselfish), 1830 nucleotides long. RefSeq names its product enolase 4 (gene eno4). Bases 1 to 1716 code for a protein of 571 amino acids. Lineage: Eukaryota; Metazoa; Chordata; Actinopteri; Pomacentridae. Gene Ontology annotation, molecular function: magnesium ion binding; phosphopyruvate hydratase activity. Gene Ontology annotation, cellular component: phosphopyruvate hydratase complex. The record is from RefSeq and is a predicted model, not a curated record. Gene Ontology annotation, biological process: glycolytic process. The transcript is spliced from 13 exons.
AUGUCUCAUCAAGGCUCUGUUAGCCGUCAGUCCAAAGAGGAACUCGACUUGUACGAAAUGAAAAACGCCGCUGCCGAGUUCUACCGACUGAACAGAGUCCCGCAGGAGAUAGAGAGAGCUCUGAACGAGCUGCUGCUCCAGCAGGCCGCAGACGUUCACGGCUACCUGGCAGAUUACUUUACAAACCUCUCUGCACCACCAAGGAUCAGCAGACUGAAGGGAAAGGAGGUUUAUGAUGCAAGCGGACAACUUUCUAUUGAGGCAGAGGUCUUCUGUAUCGUCUGCAACAAAGAAAAGAGCAUGUCCUCAGCUGCUGUCUCGAGCCACCUUCCACCCAUGGAGACUUCACUACACUGGAAAGCUAAGAGCCAGGAGAGAGUCGAUCAUGUGAUGACUGCUGUCCAGUGGAUCAAUGAACAGCUUAACAGCAUGCUGAAGGACCAAAACCCCUGUGACCAAUCAGAAAUUGACCAUAUACUCAGUAGUUUCUUUAUGGCUCGCUACCUGGAGGAGAAGACCUGCAGCAGGGAGAAGCUGGAGAGUUACUCACUGAGCCAGCCUGAGGUGGUGGUUCCUUCUCCAACACCGAUACAGACUAAAGAUAAGAAAAGUGCUGAUAAAGUCAAAAAGAACAACAUUGCAGAGAAGCCAUUUCUCCCAGCAGAGCUGUCAGAACCAGUUCUGCAUGGGAGCUUGGCUAUUGGCUCACUGUCGCUGGCUGUUUCCAAAACAGGGGCACAAAUACAGGGCAUCCCUCUCUACAAAUACAUAGCAGCUCUGACAAGGCGUGAGGCUCCAACACAGUUUCACAUCCCGGUCUCCUUGGUAACAUUGCUGAGCUGUGGGAAGACUUCUCCAGGAAAACUGAAUUUACUCAAGGAAGUUAUCCUAAUACCCAAAGUGGGACAACGAGUUAAACAAAUCAUCACAAUGACCCUUGAGUUACAGAAGGAGAUGAUGAGAAUAAUGAACACUACAACAAAAGCUGGGGCACUGCAGGCCAUUGUGAGUGACAGCGGAGCGCUGACUGUGAGUUCUGAGCGACCCGAGCAGCCUUUGGACCUGAUCACUGAAGCCUGCGGUAACCUUGAACUGACACUGGGAACAGAUAUCUGUUUAGCAGUGAACUGUGCUGCUCCUGAAAUAAUGGAUUACUCUAAAGGGAAAUAUGAAGUUGCAACAGGAGUCCUGAAGUGUCCAGAUGAGUUAGUGGACAUGUACCAAAGCCUCAUCUGCAAAUACCCCGCAGUGGUGGCUUUAAUCGAUCCAUUUAGAAGAGAGGACACAGACCAGUGGGAGAAGCUGAGUAAAACGACCGGAGGCUCAUGUUCGCUGAUAUCUGACAUCACGUACAAGUCAAAAGCCUCGCCCCUUCCAGGAGUCAGUGGUUUUAUCUUAAAACAUGUCAAUGAGACAACAGUCAGUGACUUGAUCUGCAUCACAUCAGAGCACAAAGGUUCAGUGCUGAUGGGAACGACAUGCAGUGAGCCCUGCAGUGACGACUCUUUGUCAGAUAUAGCUGUGGGUCUAGGCCUGGACUAUGUCAUACUGGGAGGUCUGAGCGGUGCUCAGAGGAUGCUUAAAUACAACCGGCUGAUUUCUAUAGAAGAAGAACUGGCCCAACAGGGAAUGCUGGCCUCUAAAGAGAAGCUCCCCCCUCCACUGCUCCAUGGAAAAACACAGGAGCAGUCGGCCGCUGCAGAGAGAACCGUCUGAAGGAAUACAGCUCAGAGCCUUCAAAUGUGUGUCAGUGCUACCUUAUUAGAUUAUUCUAGUGUUACCAUUCUGUUUUAUUUUAUAACUGUGGUAAAAAAAAAAAAAAAAAAAAUC